AUGAAAGAAGACUUUGGUGAAAUCAAAGAGUGCACGUCGUCUUCCUCCUCCUCCUCUUCCUCUUCCGACGAAGGGGAAGAGGAGGCGAAGGAAGGAGAAGACUUUGCGUUAAACAUCGAGCGGACAUCAUCGAGUAAAGUAAAGAAGAAAAAGAAGAAGAAACGUUUUUUUUUCUCAUCGAAGAAAAAAAAUGUUCCUUCGUCAUCGGAUGAGGAUGACGACGACGAGUCCAUUGAUUUCAUCGACUUCUUGGACGACGAAGAGCGCGCGCUCAUGAGCACGAAUAAACUCGAGCACAGAAUCGAAAAUCUAGACGCGAAAACCGACCGCGCGUUUUCCAUUUUGCACGCGCAAUUUUUUACGCAAACGUCCGUGGACGUGGAGAAAUUCGUCAAACCGCUCUUGCACGACGAAGAGGACGCGACGUUUGUGAAGUUUAAAGUCGCCGCGGAACGAUUAAGAGCGAAAGUGCAUCGACACCAGUCGCAUCGUAAGAUAGAGGAACACGAGAUUAGGCAGGCAGCUGCGAACGCAAACCGUCCCGGGUGUAAGAUGUUUACGAAUUUGAAGGGGAAAUUUUUACGCCUUGACGAAAACGCAAAUUCGGCGCCCAAGACGGCGAAUUUGAGAUCGGACGUGGCCAACGCGGAUACCGCGGUGAAUAUUGGAUUGAAAUUGGCGGAGUGUUUGAGAAGAGAUUCAGUGUUUCAGAGUCGAGAGGUGACGACGUACGAUGGAGAGAAUAACAUCGUGUGCGCGGAUGGAGAGGACGAGAACGCGAGCCGCUGGAGCCUAGAGCCAGAUUUACACUUUGACGGCGAAGACGAAUCCGUAAAACGUUUUCUACUCGCAACGCGGCUCAUUAUUGCUCAAAUCGCAGAAAUAUUACGUCCGCGCGGGCCCGGGUUUAAUGAAAAGUCGCCCUCCUCGGCGGAAAACGAUGCCGGUGAAGACGCGUCGAUGAAGAAGAAGAAGAGCGAAACCGAGGAGGUGACGUAUAACCAUGCCGAUCCUUUCGACGCGUACGAUUCGAGCGACGAAGAAAAAGCCGUUCGAAGCGAUACGGGAGUUCUGGCUUUGCCCCCACCUCUCGGAUCACACGUCGUGCGAUGCGUGGAAACGCCUGAAAGUCUCGAUUUCGUGCGAUCGAUCCCAGACGGCACGCCGUUGAGCGUCUACUUCCAAGAAAACAACGCGUACAACUUCAAAGAUAUUCGCACUGCGGAUCACUUUCUCGACGGCUCGAGGCAAAAGAUACGAAGUUCGACGAAGAUUCAAGCCAUUCCAAGAGCUGAAAUGUACGGCGCUUCGCUCUUGAUUCAUUUAGAACUGCCCGGUCCGAUGGAUCGAGAAGAGAGCGCGCCGAAGGACGUUUGCCGAGAAGGUUGUUACGUCGAGUUAUACGGUGCGAGCGGACAUCCGGAUUACUUAUCGCGCUGGCGAAGACGCGAUAACUGUCCGAGAUCGGAACGAAGCAUCGAUACCGAAGUGUACACGUUCACGUUACCGACGCUCAAAGCGCACGAGUUUUACUUGCGUAAACCCAUCGGCGAGCUCUGCGGCGACGUGAAAAUCGAGUGCGAAAAAACCGGUUUAGAAGCCAUUUUGAAAUUCCACGAGUACGAUGCCGAGUUUUCGCCGGCGAUGCGUAAUCUCGUUACGGGCGUCGUUACGAAAAAAGAGACGAACGAAGUCAAGCGCAUGCUCUUCGGCACGUGGGAUUCGGUCAUCUUUUGGGAAGAUCCAGCCGAAACGAAAAGCGACGACUUGCAAGUCGUAUUCGCCGAAGCCGAGAAACUCUCGAAAGGCAUUUUAUACGACGACCGUAAACACGCCGUCACGCAGAGAGGAUUUGUUCGGCCUUUAUCGCAAUCGACGACGAACAAAGUUCAUUCGCUCGCAACGGCCAUCAAAUGUCCACAAACCAUGUCGCGCGAAAAAUUGUGGAUGGCCAUCCAAUCCGCGAUUCGAUACUCCAAGAAACUCGGCCAUUUAGGCUCUUUCUGCUCGAAACUGCUUUUGGGAUCCGAAACGCUCGAAGGCCAAGACGAACAGAGAGGCACGGGUACGCUCGAUUUAGACAUGGGCUGGGAGAUGACCACUCUGGUGGCCACAAAACUUCCAGCGGACGCGGAACCUCCUUUACCGGGUAUUUGGGAGAUGCGACCGUCGCCGCCGCCUAGAGCUGGGCAUGUGGAGAAGUACGCUUGCGGCUUGUUUAACAGAGUUACAGAAGGCGAAAAAGAAGAAGAAGAAACAGAAAAAAAGAAGAGCGAAAGAGAAGCGAAGUAA
This is a messenger RNA of Bathycoccus prasinos, 2292 nucleotides long. RefSeq lists its product with no specific name. NCBI's taxonomy places the organism in Eukaryota, Viridiplantae, Chlorophyta, Mamiellophyceae, Mamiellales, Bathycoccaceae. Gene Ontology annotation, cellular component: intracellular membrane-bounded organelle; cytosol; membrane. The record is from RefSeq and is a predicted model, not a curated record. Gene Ontology annotation, molecular function: sterol binding. The transcript has a single exon. Bases 1 to 2292 code for a protein of 763 amino acids.